Molecule: messenger RNA, 749 nt
Organism: Physella acuta
Lineage: Eukaryota; Metazoa; Mollusca; Gastropoda; Physidae
Molecular function (GO): carbohydrate binding
Source: RefSeq, a predicted model, not a curated record
GAAGAAGAAGAAGAAGAUUGGAUAUUCAUAAGGUUACUGAGACAGUAAACUUACAAAUUGUAAGGGUUCAAAUCCCGGUUACGAUGUCGGGGCACCAUGCCUGGGUUGUUGUUUCUCUGACAACCAUCAUUUGUUGGUUGGGUGUAGACGCCAUACAUGACACGAUCAGUCCUCGAUAUGUUGGAAGUGAUGAAGCGACCAGCACGAAGUUUACUACAAGAACUCCUCAAGGAUAUCUGUUACCAUAUGUAGAUGAAAUUCUUUUUCCCGAUUAUAUGACCAAAGACAUUAUCAUCGAAGGUUCCAUCCCAACAGGUUCCAAAUCCUUCUCCGUUAACCUCUGCAAUACUAAAGCGUGUAAUGCCACCUUGCCGCUUGAGCUGGCUGCAGACUUCAAUGAAAAAAUUCUGACCAAGACAUCCAAAGUCAAUAGCUCCACAAUGCGCAUCGAAAAGGAGAAAGAUCUACCUAUCCCACGCGGAAGUAAUUUUACACUCAGGAUAGCAAUCUCAAACAUUGGAUUUAUAAUUUACGUGAACGAUCAUCACUUCACCACAUACACACUCCUGACUAGUAUUCACAAUAUCAAAUUCAUCCAGGUCAAAGGUAGUGUUGUGAUAGAUUGGAUUCUGUUCUCUACAAGCUACCCAACCGGCGGCUUGAAGAUUGAAAAACGACCAGGAGGGGAGAAGAUAAUUGUCCAAGGAUACCCAAUUUCAGGAAAAAAAACCGGGUACAGCAGAAUAUGA